AAAAAAAAAAACUUUACUUGUCUUUAGAAACUAUAAAACCAAAAAGCAAAAACCAAUUUAAGAGAGAGCACAAGCAAAAAGCGGUUCAACACAAGCAAAAUAUGGGCAACGCUCAGUCACCUCCGGCGAAUCCCCGCUACGCUUCGGCCUCCAGAGCUUUCAGUAAAAAAGAACUGGAAGAUCUUAAAUCCUUGUUCGCAUCCUUGGCUGCACAAUCUCAAACCAAUAACCAAUACAUCGUUCCCUCAGUUUUCAAGACAUAUUUUGGACUUCAUGGUCCUCUCGGUGACCGCAUGUUCGAUUUAGUCUCCCAGCAACGCAAGGACCAACGCCUCUCCUUUCAAGACCUCGUUAUUGCUAAAGGAACUUAUGAGAAAGGAACAAAAGAUGACAUUGAAGAGUUCAUUUACCAAUUAGUAGACGUGUCCGGUGAUGGCAUUUUGGCGAGGUCUGAUCUGGAAUCUGUUUUGAUUGCGAUGUUUGGGACUAUAUUUUCUGAGAAAGAUGCUGAACUUGGACCAAGUUCACAGAAGGACGUUGUGGACAUAUUUCUUAAUGCUGCAACUUUUUCAAAGCAUGUUGAAGGAAGUGCUGAAAAAAGCAUGUCUUUCGAAGAUUUCAGAAAUUGGUGUGCUCUUCUCCCAUCUGUUAAGAAGUAUCUCGCAAGCUUGUUGAUGCCACCUGAUGCAGGAAGACCAGGAUCACAAGUUCCUUGUCUACUGCAUGGGGAGAGUGUUGAUUCUAAUAUGAUGUUAUUGAGGAAGGAAUAUGCUUGGCAUAUUGGAGGAGCCGUUUCACAGCAAGAGCUGGAGGAAUGGAAACUUUUAUACCAUAGUGCUUACAAUGGCCUAAGUUUCAACACAUUCUUGGGCAAUAUAUCAAAAGAUGAUGGGCCAACUGUGUUGAUUAUUAAGGAUAAAGAAGGUUGCGUAUAUGGAGGAUAUGCUUCUCAGCCUUUUGAGAGGCAUGGGGAUUUCUAUGGAGACAUGAAGUCUUUUCUUUUUCAGCUAUAUCCAAAGGCUUCUAUAUUCAGGCCUACUGGAGCAAACAAAAAUCUACAAUGGUGUGCCGUGAAUUUCAGUUCAGAUGACAUCCCCAAUGGCAUUGGUUUUGGAGGACGAGUGAAUCACUUUGGUCUGUUUCUCUCUGCAAGCUUUGAUCAGGGUCACACGUUCAACUGUACCACAUUCGGUAGUCCCUGCCUUUCCAAGACCAGUCGAAUAUGCCCGGAAGUGAUAGAAUGCUGGAGGGUUGUUCCAAAAGGGAAACAAGGAACGCAUGAUGCUGUCAAAGGUUCUGUAUUAGAAAGAUUUAAGGAGGAUCGCCAUAUGCUCAACAUGGUUGGGCUUGCAAAUUCAAGUGAGUAAUCUUGGCCAUGCAAUGAUGCAACCUUUUGUUGGCUUCUACAAGCACAAAAAUCAUUUGUAGUUAAGGAUUUGCACCCGAUGACUUUGGCUUGAAGUUGAAAAAUAAGGUGUUUAUUCUGCCAUUUAUCUAGAAAGUUAGGAACAUAUUUGCUUGAUCUGUAAAUACUCCCAUCUGGUCUAAACUUGAAGAUUAUAUUCAGAAAUUAGAACAUGAGGAAGAGUUUAUGCCUCUUGGUGUAGGGGUAUUUCGUGGCUUUUUAUCUUUUGUAAUUAGAAACUGAUUGCUAUUGGGAAAAAAUGAAGUGCCUCCUUACACCCCUGCA
Molecule: messenger RNA, 1690 nt
Organism: Quercus lobata
Lineage: Eukaryota; Viridiplantae; Streptophyta; Magnoliopsida; Fagales; Fagaceae
Product: TLD-domain containing nucleolar protein
Exons: 8
Coding region: 102-1367 (421 amino acids)
Source: RefSeq, a predicted model, not a curated record